Messenger RNA from Anopheles bellator, 3110 nucleotides. RefSeq lists its product as uncharacterized. Gene Ontology annotation, molecular function: iron ion binding; monooxygenase activity; oxidoreductase activity, acting on paired donors, with incorporation or reduction of molecular oxygen. Bases 1 to 3078 code for a protein of 1025 amino acids. The record is from RefSeq and is a predicted model, not a curated record. The transcript is spliced from 10 exons. NCBI's taxonomy places the organism in Eukaryota, Metazoa, Arthropoda, Insecta, Diptera, Culicidae.
AUGUUUGUGAUUCUAGCAACAUUGGUGGGCCUUGCCCUUGCAUUUUCGUACUACGUUUAUAAAGCAAAUUUUAGUGAAUCCGUUAAAUAUAGUGGCAAACUUGGUGGGCCUGUCGCAUACCCGUUGAUCGGAAAUGGACUUUUAUUUGCUGGUAAAACUCCUACGGGAUUUUUUCAGACAUUCGAUACGCUGAUCCAGCAAUAUGGCAAGUGCUUUCGACUGUGGCUGGGAACGAAACUGUUAAUCGUCAUCACCGAUCCGAAGGACGCAGAGAUAUUGUUGAGUAGCACCAAGUACAUCGACAAGUCAGACGAGUACGAUCUUGUGAGGCCGUGGCUGGGCGAUAGUCUACUGACCAGCAAGGGGCGAAAAUGGUUUACACAUCGUCGCGUGAUCACUCCGACCUUUCACUAUAAGAUAUUGGAACAGUUUGUAAAGAUUUUCGAUAAGCAAAGCGAAACUUUCAUUGAGGUGCUCAAACCAUACGCUGACUCAGGAAAAUCCGUUGACUUGUUCCGACCGAUUACGUUGUGCGCGUUGGAUGUUAUUUGUGAAAGUGCCAUGGGUACCAAAUUAAAUGCUCAGCUGAACGCUGAAUCGAAGUACGUUCAAGCGGUUAAAGACAUCACGCUUCUAAUUCAGUAUCGACUAUUUAACUUCCUUAUUCGUUACGAUUUUUUCUACCGAUUCUCAUCGAAUCGCCGUAAGCAAGAAGCGGCACUCAAGGUACUGCACGGAUACACCGACAGUGUUAUUAAAGGCCGCCGUGAGGAACUUCAUCGGUUGCACAAAGAAGUGACCGGAGACGUUGUUGAAAAUGAAUUUGGCAUUAAAAAUAAAAUAGCGUUCUUAGACAUGCUCCUACAGACGACAAUCGAUGGACAGCCGCUAAGUGACCUUGAAAUCCGCGAGGAAGUGGCCACGUUCAUGUUUGCCGGCCAUGACACAGUCACGUCGGCAACUAGCUUCCUGCUGCAGAGUUUAAUGAAGAAUCCCGAUGUUCAGCGGAAGGCUUUCGACGAGAUCCGCACUGUUGUGGGCGAUGAUCGGACUGCUCCAAUCACGAUGACAAUGUUGAACAAUAUGCACUAUCUGGAUCUGGUGAUCAAGGAGACACUACGGAUGUUCUCUCCGGUGCCAAUGUUUGGGCGAAAGAUGUCGGAGAACACGGAAAUCAAUGGGAAAAUAUUCCCGGCUGGUUCGAAUGCCAUGAUCAUGUCUUACUUCAUGGGCCGUAACCCUGAGCUUUACCCAAAUCCAGAGAAGUUUGAUCCCGAACGAUUUAAUGUUGAAACGACGGCGGAAAAGACGAACCCGUAUCAGUACGUACCGUUCAGCGCAGGACCUCGGAAUUGUAUCGGACAAAAGUUCGCUGUGCUGGAAAUCAAAAGUAUCACAAGCAAAUUAUUGCGUUACUACGAACUUUUGCCACCUCUUGAACAGUACGAUGAGAGUUUUACUUUUGAACUAAUUACGCGCCCAGCGACGGGUGUUUUUGUUCUGUUGAAGCCCAGAUUCUGCAGUUGUUUAGCCCGGAGUCUGGAGAAUAAUUUGGUUGUGAAUUUUUACGCUACCGUUCAAAUGGUGCUUCAUAUAGUGUUUGCCGUUUUGGCAGUGAUCCUCGCCAUCAACUACUUAAUGAUUCGGGGAAACAUGAAAUAUGCCCGGCAUAUGAAGGGACCAAUGCCGUUGCCGAUCGUAGGGUGUUUGUAUCUGUACUUUAACAUGAAGCAAGAAGAUAUAAUCGAUUUUCUUACCACGCUCAAGAGUAAGUACGGAAACCUCUUCCGUGUCUGGGUUGGCCACCGGUUGGCGUUGUUCUCCACCAACGUGCAGUACAACGAAACAGUCCUAAGCAGCCAGAAGCUGAUUCGGAAGAGUGAACUGUACAAGUUCCUCGUACCAUGGCUCGGGAAUGGACUGCUGCUCAGCACCGACCAGAAGUGGUUCAAUAAGCGCAAAAUUCUCACGCCUGCGUUUCACUUCAAAAUCCUCGAGCAGUUCAUCGAGGUGUUCGAUAAGCAGAGCCAUGUGCUGGUUGACCGGCUCCGUCCGGAAGCAACCGGGGAGCUGGUCAACAUCUAUCCCUACGUGACGCUGGCUGCGCUCGACAUUAUCUGCGAAACGGCCAUGGGAACGUCAGUGAAUGCGCAAACCGAUGCUAAUUCAUCCUACGUGAAGGCGAUCACCGACCUAAGUCUUUUGCUUACCGGACGUUUCGUGAAAGUGUGGCAACGGGUUGACUUCUUGUUCAACCUGUCGCCGGAUAAGCGACGGCAGGACGAGAUCAUCAAGGUUCUGCAUGAUUUCACCACCAAAAUCAUUCACUCGCGUCGCCAAGAGCUCGCCAUGCGUGGCGUAUCGGAAGCGGAUGACGAUGCUGACAUUGGGUCGAAACGACGAAUGGCGUUCCUAGAUGUGUUGCUACAGUCCACGAUCGAUGGGCGCCCGCUCACGGACCAGGAGAUUCAGGAGGAGGUGGACACGUUUAUGUUCGAGGGACACGAUACGACGACCGUUGCGAUAUCCUUUACAUUGCUACUGCUUGCCCGUCAUCCAGAGGUUCAGGAGAAGCUUCAUCAAGAGAUUGUAGAGAUCGUGGGCAAUGAUUUGAAGGCCCCGGUAACGUAUCGUAAUCUGCAGGACAUGAAGUACCUGGAGAUGAUUAUUAAGGAGUCGCUGCGGCUUUAUCCUCCGGUGCCGAUCAUUGCCCGACGUUUUACGGAGGAUGUUGAUUUAGGUGGAACUAAAGUUCCGGAAGGGUCCAACUUCAACAUCGGCAUAAUGCACACUCAUCGUGAUCCCAGCAUUUUCCCUGAUCCAGAACGGUUCGAUCCAGAGCGAUUUGCACCGGAUCGUUUGUUGGAGCAAACAAGUCCUUACGCUUACGUUCCUUUCAGUGCAGGACCGAGGAAUUGUAUUGGCCAAAAGUUUGCUAUGCUGGAGUUAAAGAGCACGCUUUCGAAGGUUAUACGCAACUUUAAGCUAACAACGGCUGGCCCGGAACCAAAGUUAACGAUGCAGCUGACACUCAAACCAAAAGACGGACUGUUUAUCGGAUUUCUUCCCCGGGUAUAGCGUUUAUUUGAUGGCGAAUAAAUAGAAUUGAC